UUCCCAAGGAAGGGUGGGAAUGGGGUACAAAGCGGGCUGGAGGCCUAGGCUCAGGCGAGUUGUAGGAGGGAGCUCUUGCGAAAGCUAAGCGGGCGGCGCGGGUUCGGCCUCGGUGCAGACCAAGCCAUUUCUGGGAGGAGAAUGGAGUUGAAAAAUGGAACUACACUGUAGAAGGAAUGCAGUUUCACACGACUUUCGCUACCAUCGCUCAAUGCUAUUGAAUCCUAGGGGUUGUAGUCUUACAAGGCAUUUUCUCUCCUUUGCUGUUGCCUCACCAAAUUCCAAACCUCAUACUUCCCUCUCAUUGAGCCCUGGCAGUUCAAGUGGUCGCAAAGCAAUAUUAAUUCCCAAUAGAGUUUUGUGGCCGCUAUACUAACGGCGCUUCAUGCAGUCAUGCCGGCCACAUGACCUUGGAGGUGUCUACGGACAACGGCGGCUCUUCGGCUUAGAAAUGGAGAUGAGCACCAACCCCCAGAGUCAGACAUGACUGGACUUAACGUCAGGGGAAACCUUUACCUAUACGGUCACUAGCGAAAUCAUGGAAAGGUACAUUGAGAGUUGAUCUCGGGCGACGCACAUGAUGAUUUGAAGCACCAUGCUGAUUGCUGCCUAUGUCGCUUUUGCUUUCCUCCUGGUGAUAUGCAUCAGCUUGGAGUUCUCUGCCUGCCGCUCCAAGCUCACCGGCAGGUCUUGCUCCAACCCAGCCUUUCUGCGGUUCCAACUAGACUAUUACCAGGUCUACUUCUUGGCUCUUGCAGCUGACUGGUUACAAGGUCCAUAUCUUUACAAACUAUACCAACAUUACCAUUUCUUGGAGGCUCAGAUUGCCAUCAUUUAUGUCUGUGGCUUUGCCUCAAGUGUGUUGUUUGGGCUGGUCUCCAAUUCCUUGGUGGACCGUUUAGGCCGCAAGAAAUCCUGCAUCCUUUUCUCCUUGACUUAUUCCAUUUGCUGCCUCACUAAACUCUCCUGGGACUAUUUUGUGCUUGUUGUUGGGAGGAUAUUAGGUGGCCUUUCCACUGCCUUGUUGUUCUCUGCCUUUGAGGCAUGGUAUGUGCAUGAACAUGUGGAGCGCUAUGACUUCCCAGCCGAGUGGAUCCCUGCCACUUUUUCCAAGGCUUCCUUCUGGAAUAGUGUCAUUGCUGUUGGAGCUGGGGUGGUAGCCAAUGUCUUUGCUGAAUGGCUGGGCUUGGGUCCCGUGGCCCCCUUCAUGGUCUCCAUUCCCUUCCUCAUGCUGGUUGGAGUUCUGGCUAUAAAGAACUGGGAUGAAAAUUAUGGCAAGAAGAGGGCAUUGUCCAGGACUUGCACAGAUGGCUUGAAGUGCCUCCUCUCUGACCGCCGCGUCCUGCUCCUGGGGACCAUCCAGGCCUUAUUUGAAAGUGUCAUCUACAUCUUUAUUUUUCUCUGGACGCCUGUCCUGGACCCCUACAACCCACCCCUGGGCAUCGUCUUCUCCAGCUUCAUGGCAGCCAGUAUGGUGGGCUCAUCACUCUACCGCAUUGCAACUUCAAAGAAGUAUCAUUUGCAGCCCAUGCAUAUUCUUUCCCUUUCAGUCCUGAUGGUUUUCUUCUCUCUCUUCAUGUUGACUUUCUCUACCAAUCCUGGGCAAGAGAACCCUUCGGAAUCAUUCUUGGCCUUCCUGCUCAUUGAGCUCUCCUGCGGGCUCUACUUCCCUUCAAUGGGAUUCCUCCGGCAGAAAGUGAUCCCUGAGAAGGACCAGGCAGGCGUGAUGCACUGGUUCCGUGUUCCCCUGAACCUUCUGGCCUGCUUGGGCUUGCUAAUUCUCCACGACAGUGACUAUAAGACAGGCACCCGGAAUAUGUUCACCAUCUGCUCUGUAAUGAUGGUGAUGGCCCUUUUGGCUGUUGUAAGCCUCUUCACUGUGGUCCGUAACAACACAGAGCUCCGGUUGCCCAGUCCAUCGGGUCAGACUGAGAGCCCUUCUCCUGAGCUCUGAUGUGUUGUGAACCUUUGGGGGAGAUGUGCUCUAGUCAGCUGUCCAUAACACAUCAUAGCACUGAAACUGUAUAUAGGCAAGGACUCUGCAAAGAGAACUCUGAGCCUCUACUGAGUCCUGAGUGUCUCUUUUGCCCAUGAAUGGCAAUGAAGAAUACAGACAGCACACAUCAACUUAACUCAGUCUGUAGCAAGCAUAUUUUUCCUUUUGCAGCCUGGAGUUAACUGACUUUUUGAAACCUCUUGACCUCUGCUAGCAAAACUUGGGGAGGGGAAACUGCUUUCUACCACUUCAUCCUGGAUAGAUGGUGGCAGGUAAUGGGUUAAAAAAGACACAUCUCUCUUUUUAAAAAUGAACAGGAAGGUUGAUUAGUUGAUCAUCCAUUUCAAUAAUGCCAUCUCAGCCAAGUUCUAUAUUAUUGAACCUCCUGUUCUUUUACAAUAAAAAAUGUACAUGUAACACA
Molecule: messenger RNA, 2417 nt
Organism: Anolis carolinensis (green anole)
Lineage: Eukaryota; Metazoa; Chordata; Lepidosauria; Squamata; Anolidae
Gene: slc61a1
Product: major facilitator superfamily domain containing 5
Exons: 2
Coding region: 596-1954 (452 amino acids)
Biological process (GO): molybdate ion transport
Cellular component (GO): membrane
Molecular function (GO): molybdate ion transmembrane transporter activity
Source: RefSeq, a predicted model, not a curated record